Molecule: messenger RNA, 423 nt
Organism: Cantharellus anzutake
Lineage: Eukaryota; Fungi; Basidiomycota; Agaricomycetes; Cantharellales; Hydnaceae
Exons: 2
Source: RefSeq, a predicted model, not a curated record
GAGAAAGUGCAGUCUGCAUUAGAAUGGCUCAUUAGUCACAAUCCGCUGUAUAGUGAUGUCAUUUUGCAUCAAGAUCAUCUACACCAGAUUCCACUUCAUGACAUAGCACCGGUUCCCAUUGAGCAAGCUGUGGGCUCUGUGGCUGGUGAUGCACCAGGGGCUCAUUAUGACCUUCUAGUUAAUGAUGUUGGAAUGCCACUUGAACCCUCUCCACCACUCAGUGACCUUUUGCAAAGUGUGGUUGUCACUGAUAUAGACAUGGAGAUAGGGGGCCACAUUCAAGUGGGUCAUUUGCCUGAUCCUGUGAAUCAUUAUUCUGAUCCCCACUUACUGCCACUUUUAUAUCCAACUUUGUUUCCAUAUGGCAUUGGAGGGUUUCAUUAUAGCUGUUCCUCCCCACUUAGCUUGGAAAGAUUUGCAAAG